Molecule: messenger RNA, 1814 nt
Organism: Rhinichthys klamathensis goyatoka
Lineage: Eukaryota; Metazoa; Chordata; Actinopteri; Cypriniformes; Leuciscidae
Product: sodium- and chloride-dependent GABA transporter 2-like
Exons: 12
Coding region: 198-1784 (528 amino acids)
Biological process (GO): sodium ion transmembrane transport
Cellular component (GO): membrane
Source: RefSeq, a predicted model, not a curated record
AUGAACGCCAUCUGCUUUAGACUCGCUCCAUUAUUUUGUACUUUGGUUGUCAUUUCAUCUGGUGAGGAUCAGUCAAUGAAUAGCUUGAUACAUUUUAAUAAAUGAAUAGCUAAGUAGAAUUUAGAACAAACUCACUGUUAAAUUACAGCAGUCUGGACAGCAGGAUCAGAGUAACCUGGUCAAAACGGUGUGACAGUAUGACCAGAAUCAAAGGACAAAUAGAGGAGCGAGGGCACUGGGGCAGCAAAGCAGAGUUUCUUCUGGCUGUGGCAGGGAUUGUGAUUGGUCUGGGUAACGUCUGGAGGUUUCCUUACCUCUGCUACAGGAAUGGAGGAGGGGCGUUCCUAAUACCCUACCUGGUGUUUGUGAUUACCUGUGGGGUGCCACUGUUCCUGCUAGAGACGGCUAUGGGACAGUACACACAGGAAGGGGGCAUUACAUGUUGGCAUCGUCUCUGUCCACUGGCUGAAGGUAUUGGCUAUGCGGGACAGCUGAUAGUGCUGUACAGCUGCAUGUAUUACAUCAUCAUUCUGGCCUGGGCAUUUUUCUACCUCAUCUUUUCUUUCAGCUCCCAACUGCCUUGGGACAGCUGUGAUAACACCUGGAACACAGAUGAUUGUGUAAAUCUCGCUGAAAAGAAUCUGACCCUCAACUGGACAACGCUGAUUAAUUCAACCUCUGCAGUUACUGAGUUCUGGAAGCGCAGAGUGUUGACUCUCUCUGGGGGUAUUGAGGAGAUUGGUAAGAUCAACUGGGAGAUUCUUCUGUGUCUCUUUGCAAUGUGGAUCAUAUGUUAUUUCUGUAUCUGGAAAGGAGUCAAAUCUACAGGCAAGGUGGUGUAUUUCACAGCCACAUUUCCUUAUGUGAUGCUACUGGUGUUGCUGAUUCGUGGGUUGACUCUUCCUGGAGCUCUGCAGGGGGUUGUGUUUUACCUGUACCCUGAACUGGCCCGUCUCGCUGACCCACAGGUUUGGAUGGAGGCAGGAACUCAGAUCUUUUUCUCCUAUAGUGUGUGCUUUGGCCCUCUCAUUGUACUAGGCAGCUAUAAUAAAUACAACAACAACUGCUACAGAGACUGUUGGUGGCUUUGCCUUCUGAACAGCGGCACCAGUUUGGUGGCUGGCUUUGCUGUGUUCUCAGUCUUAGGCUUCAUGGCCCAGGAGCAGGGUGUCCCCAUUGAAGAGGUGGCAGAAUCAGGUCCAGGACUAGCGUUCAUAGCUUAUCCACAGGCUGUAGCCAUGAUGCCUCUCCCUCAGGUGUGGGCUGUUUGUUUCUUCAUCAUGAUUAUUUUGCUGGGGCUAGAUACACAGUUUGUUGCAGUGGAGUGUAUAAUUACAUCAGUAAUGGACUUGUUCCCCAUGGUGUUGCGCAGAGCUGGUCGACGAGAAAUUUUCCUCCUGCUCUUCUGUCUCACUUGCUUCUUUGGAGAACUCAUCUUAGUUACAGAGGGGGGGAUGUACAUAUUCCAGUUGUUUGACUACUAUGCCUGUAAUGGAGCCUGUUUGCUGUUCCUGUCUAUGUUCGAGUCUCUGAUCAUUGGUUGGGUCUUUGGGGCUGAGAGAAUGUUUGACGUCAUUAAAGACAUGACAAAUUCACGACCCAACUACAUAUUCAUGUUGUGCUGGAAAUACCUGACUCCUCUUGUGUCUCUGGUAAGUAUAUAUAUUUUGGAUUCCCAGAUGCUGGUCAAACAAACAUUUUACUGUUUUUUUCAACUGAUUUUAAACAAUUCUCCAAACCAAAGUCAGUUCUCUCAGUGUCAUCAAUGCAAAUCCUUAAUUUAGUUAAAAGUUCGAACUGUUUAGUUCUCACUA